Molecule: messenger RNA, 2450 nt
Organism: Lolium rigidum
Lineage: Eukaryota; Viridiplantae; Streptophyta; Magnoliopsida; Poales; Poaceae
Product: HIPL1 protein-like
Exons: 7
Coding region: 96-2213 (705 amino acids)
Source: RefSeq, a predicted model, not a curated record
CCACAAUCUCACUCACACUCCGUGGUCGGAAGCUAUACAGCCUGCACUACACGGCUAGCUAGCUGAUUGAUCCAGCCAGGGGAGCUCAUGCGGUGAUGCCGAUGCCGACGAGCCGCCGGCCACGUCCUGCCGCCGUCCUCAGCUGCUGCUGCUUAGUCUUGGGCUUCCUCCUCCUUCUUCUCCCUGCCUCCCGCGCCUUCCCGCUCUGCACCGACCAAAGGGCGCCGCUGCCACUCAACGGGACGCUCGCCUUCUGCGGCUACGCCGGCGCCAGCUGCUGCGACACCGCCGCCGACGCCGCCCUGCGCAAGCAGUUCGACGCCGCCAACGUCUCCGACGCACCGUGCGCCGCCGUCCUCAAGUCCGUUCUCUGCGCGAAAUGCAACCCAUACUCCGCUGAACUGUUCGACGCCGGUCCAAACAUCAGACCGAUCCCCUUCUUGUGCAAUUCUACCUCCUCGGCGACUUCCGCCCAGUCCAAGGAAACAACAACACAGGACUACUGCAAGCUAGUCUGGGAAACCUGCAAGGACGCGACCAUACUCAACUCCCCCUUCCAGCCACCGCUGCAAGGAGGCGCGGGGCUACCCAGCUCAUCGUCGAAGCUUACCGAUGCCUGGCAGUCCGAAAACGACUUCUGCACGUCGUUUGGUGGCGCAGCUACUGACCGAUCAGUAUGCUUUGGCGGGAACACAGUUUCAUUUAACACUACUGAAACUUCGGCCUCUCCGAAAGGGGUAUGCCUAGAGAGGAUCGACAAUGGGUCCAUUCCAUACCUCAACAUGGUUCCUCACCCUGAUGGGUCUAACAGAGUCUUCCUGGGCACCCAAGCUGGGAAGAUAUGGCUGGCCACUGUGCCGGAGCAGGGUUCAGGAGGCACACUGCGGUUCGACGAGGCUGUCCCAUUCGUCGAUCUGACUGACCAGGUGCAUUUUGACUCUGCGUUUGGGCUCAUGGGCAUGGCAUUCCAUCCCGACUUUGCGACCAACGGACGCUUCUUUGCCUCCUACAACUGUGACAGGACAAAGUCACCCAGCUGUUCUGGCAGGUGCUCUUGCAACUCUGAUGUGGGCUGUGAUCCCUCGAAGCUUGGCCUUGAUAAUGGCGCUCAGCCAUGCCAGUAUCAGGCUGUUGUGUCGGAGUAUUCUGCUAAAGGUUCAUCAUCGAAUGUUUCUGAGGUGACGUCUGCUGAUCCGUCCGAAGUUAAAAGGAUUUUUACCAUGGGGUUGCCUUAUACAUCUCAGCAUGGAGGUCAGAUACUUUUUGGACCUACUGAUGGAUACCUCUACUUCAUGAUGGGGGAUGGUGGACAGAAAGGAGACCCUUUUAAUUUUGCACAGAACAAAAAGUCACUUUUGGGGAAAAUCAUGAGGCUUGACAUAGACAGUGCACCAGGACCGGGUAAAAUCACUAACCAAAGCUUAUGGGGUAAUUAUUCCAUUCCAAAAGACAACCCGUUCUCUGAUGAUAGUGGCUUAGAACCAGAAAUUUGGGCAUUGGGUGUUAGAAACCCUUGGAGAUGCAGCUUUGAUUUUGAGAGGCCUUCCUACUUCUACUGUGCAGAUGUUGGUCAGGAUAAAUACGAGGAAGUUGAUCUGAUCUCAAAGGGUGGAAACUACGGGUGGCGUAUUUAUGAGGGUCCACUGGUUUACGAUCCACCAUGGACACCUGGAGGAAACACAUCACUCAAGUCCACAAACGUCAUUCCUCCUAUCAUGGGAUACAACCAUUCCGAUGUCAAUAAAAACAUUGGAUCUGCGUCAAUCAUGGGUGGUUAUGUCUAUCGAGGAUCUGCUGACCCCUGCUUGUACGGAAGGUACUUGUAUGCUGACCUGUACGCAUCAGCAAUGUGGACCGGCACGGAGACCCCGGAGAGCAGCGGGAACUACACCUCCAGUUUGAUCUCCUUCGGCUGCUCCAAGAACUCUCCCAUACCCUGUGAGAGCGCUGCUGGGAGCCCUCUCCCGUCGCUUGGCUACAUAUAUUCCUUUGGCGAGGACAACAGCAAGGAUGUCUACGUCUUGGCGAGCAAAGGUGUCUACCGAGUUGUUCGGCCCAGCCUCUGCGGCUACACUUGCCCAACAGAGAAACCUGAGACGAACAAUGGGAAGGCGCCAGGUGGGGAUUCGUCAAGCGCGCCGGGUGCAGGAUUGGGCACGCAGAUGGGGGCACUUUUGCUGUCUGUUAUCAUGUCCUUGGUUUUGAUAAGAUAGGGGACUCUGCUACCUUGGGUCUUGGUAUUGCCAUAAGAUCAGUCCAUUUAUCUUGGUAUGUAUUUGUAGCACAUUAAUGAAUCACUCUAUGCACUAAGGUAACACGGUAUGAACAUUUACGUAGUUGGAUGUUUACAAGAGGAACAGAUGUGGAAAGAUAACUGUUCUCCAUAUAUAUUCCGAAACUGCAUUUAUUCCAUGAAAAGAUGAGAUGAGAUGAGGCUAACUUUUACUGAA